AUGCAUGAAAUUGUCACACUUCAGCUUGGCCAGCGAGCUAAUUAUCUAGCAACACAUUUCUGGAAUUUGCAGGAAUCAUAUUUUACAUAUGAUGGAGAACAGUCUGAUGUAGAUCACGAUGUCCACUUUCGACCAGGUAUUGGAGCAGAUGGCUCCGAGACCUAUACUCCACGCACAUUAAUCUAUGAUCUGAAGGGCGGAUUUGGAACAUUGCGCAGAUACAAUGCCCUUUACGAGCUGAGUGAAGACUCCAUAGCAGGUCAAGGCUUAUGGGAUGGGCCAGAGAUAGUCCAAAAGCAAGCGCCGAUUCAACAAAGUGAAUAUCAGAAAAGCUUGGAUCUGGGUACUCCAGCUCCUCGCCUGAGCUCAGAGUCCGUACGCUACUGGUCAGACUAUAACAGGGUGUACUACCAUCCCAGGUCCAUUGUCCAGCUAAAUGAAUACGAACUCAACUCCCAGACCAUGCCCUUUGAGGAUUGGAAUGUCGGGGAAGAGUUAUUCAAAAAUCUUGAUAAGGAACAUGACCUACUGGAUCGUGACGUGAGACCUCUCCUAGAAGAAUGUGAUCAGUUGAGGGCGCUGCAAUUGUUCUCCGGCUCAGAUGAUGCCUGGGGCGGAUUCACGGCCCGGUAUAUGGAAAGACUGAGAGAUGAGUUCGGAAAGAAAAGUAUUUGGGUCUGGGCUAUUGAGGACGGCACGAAAACACAGCGGCAUCACCAGUUCAAGAAGGAUACGAACAAGGCCAGAUCACUUUACUCGAUCUCCCCACUGGCAUCGCUCUAUUCUCCCGUUAUCGACGUUCCACAUAAGCUUCCCAGCUACCUCAACGUUGAUCGCCAAUCAGAAUGGCAGAAAACUGCACUGGUAGCAUCAGCUAUUGAAUCCGUCACACUGCCUUCUCGAUUGCGUCCAUAUCAACAUUUCGAGGCCUCUCUUGCCGGAGAAGAUGGGACGCACACCAUCUUCGAAUUGCAAUCUUCCAUCAACAAAAUCAAAAUCAAUGACGGUCAAACUAAAGCCUCUAAUGAAGAUGGGCCCACCAAAGCCGAGAUUGAAUUUGAUAUUGACUUUGCCUAUGACGGCGAGUACAAAAAGGGCUCUCAAAUCUUCAACCAAGUCCAAGUAACCCGCGGAGACGAACCGGAAAGGGAAAGCGAGUGCACAGAGAACAAUGACAUCGGGCACCUUCGCAAGCUCAGACGAUACAACUCAGAGUCGAUGUUCCAAAGUUUCCACACGCCACUCAGCAUGCCAAUUCUUGAUAGUUUCCCACACGACAUGUUCCCCACCCCGGAGACAGGUGGAUUAAAUGUGUUCACCGCAUUGACCGCCUCGACCCGGACAGCUCAGAGGAUCAAGGCUCUCUCGGCAACUGCCGCACGUCUGGUCUCAGUUGAUGAGCGAGAGAGCUUGGUGAACGGACUCGGCGAGAUUCGAGAGUACUAUGAGACGGGCUGGAGUAGUGGGUCGGACGACGAGGAUGACUAG
Molecule: messenger RNA, 1488 nt
Organism: Penicillium coprophilum
Lineage: Eukaryota; Fungi; Ascomycota; Eurotiomycetes; Eurotiales; Aspergillaceae
Product: misato family protein
Exons: 5
Coding region: 1-1488 (495 amino acids)
Biological process (GO): mitochondrion distribution
Cellular component (GO): cytoplasm
Source: RefSeq, a predicted model, not a curated record